Molecule: messenger RNA, 589 nt
Organism: Medioppia subpectinata
Lineage: Eukaryota; Metazoa; Arthropoda; Arachnida; Sarcoptiformes; Oppiidae
Source: the annotation of a GenBank genome assembly
ACGGUGUGUAUGUGAGGGCCAGAGUGUGUGACUUGAUUUGAAAGCACGUGUUGUGAACGAAACCCAAAACACAUUUCAAACGACUCCUCAGUGAAGCACAUCUGCGGAGAGGAAUAUAACAAUGAGUGAACAGACGAGUGAAGUGAACCCCAAAGCGUAUCCGUUGGCGGACAACGCGUUGACCACAAAGAUCUUCAAUGUCUUACAGCAGGCAAACAAUUACAAACAGCUGAAGAAAGGCGCCAACGAAGCGACCAAAACAUUGAACAGAAAUCUAUCGGAACUGAUAAUAAUGGCUGCGGACGCGGAACCCAUUGAAAUCCUUCUUCAUUUGCCGCUCCUCUGCGAGGAUAAGAACGUUCCGUACGUUUUCGUCAACUCGAAGCACGCGUUGGGCAGAGCGUGUGGAGUCGCCCGACAGGUGAUCGCCUGUUCAAUCACUAUCAACGAGGGCUCACAACUCAAGCCACAGAUCGAAACACUUCAACGCGAGAUCGAAAAGCUGUUGAUUUGAAUUCAAUACCUAAUCAUUGAAUUGUCAUUUAAUGUAUUGCUUUCUCUUCAAUAAAGUUGUUCACGAGUUUUGAAA